Messenger RNA from Vitis riparia (riverbank grape), 2157 nucleotides. RefSeq names its product B3 domain-containing protein Os03g0120900-like. Lineage: Eukaryota; Viridiplantae; Streptophyta; Magnoliopsida; Vitales; Vitaceae. Gene Ontology annotation, molecular function: DNA binding; DNA-binding transcription factor activity. The record is from RefSeq and is a predicted model, not a curated record. Bases 482 to 1717 code for a protein of 411 amino acids. The transcript has a single exon.
GAAGGAAAGAAAGAAAGAAUAAAGAGAGAGAGAUAAUCGCCUAACUUGAGAAGCUUCCAGGGAGGCACCCACCCAGAGUCAGAAAAAUCACGCAUAUACUGCUUAGCUCUAUAUCUCUGAAGGUCAACAAGAAUAACAAUCAACUCCCACUGCUUUGCGUCUUCCAUGGCCUUCCCUCUCUCCUUCCCUCCUCCCACUCUUCUUGGUCAAACGGCAACCCUCAUUCUUAUCCCUCCUUUUUUCUACUUCUCUUCUCUGUCUAACCUACAGACCACAAGCUUAACGGCUUGUUGAAGGAGUAGUGGUGGUGUCGUUUUUUCCUUUUGCUUUUCUACUAUUAUUAGUUUCAAUCAGGCUAAGGAGGGGGUUGGGAGUUGCCUUACCCCGAAUACAAACACACCCACUUGCCAUUUUCCAUACAUUUUUGUAUUGCUUGAUUUUGAUUUGUCAUUUGGUGUAGAUCCAGCUAAAAUCAGAGAUCAUGGAUUUGCUGCCAGAUAGAGAUGUAGUGUGUGAACAAGAGCAGGUCAUUAGAGGUAAGCAGCUUCCUUUCUCAUACUCAUCCUCACCCUCCCCAUCGUCGUCUUCUUCUCAGUACAGAAACCUUGUUCCCCACCCCAACGGAGGCGACCGAUGGGAUGCCCAAAUUCAACGGGGUUGGUUGGGUCACCAAGAAGACGGGAUGAGAUGUUUUGAGGGUGGAGCCGCCUCCAAACUUGAGCUCAUGGACACAUCGCCUACAAAUGAUGAGGAUGAUGUUGUUGAUGAUGAUGUCAGGCGGAGAGAUUCCCAAGCCCUAGAGAGAGAGCAUAUGUUUGAUAAGGUCGUGACCCCCAGCGAUGUCGGCAAGCUCAAUCGCCUUGUUAUUCCCAAGCAGCACGCUGAGAAGUAUUUCCCGCUUGAUUCCUCCGCAAACGAGAAGGGUCUUCUCCUGAAUUUCGAGGACCGAAGUGGGAAGCCAUGGCGAUUCAGAUAUUCCUAUUGGAAUAGCAGCCAGAGCUACGUCAUGACCAAAGGGUGGAGCCGCUUUGUUAAGGAGAAGAAGCUCGACGCCGGUGACAUAGUGUCAUUCCAGCGCGGCGUUGGAGAGUCCGGUAAGGAUCGAUUGUACAUCGAUUGGAGGCGCCGACCAGAUGCGCCGGAGCCCUCAUCUCUAGCGCACCACUUCUUCCACCGGUCAGUCCCAUGGAGUCCCUUGUUCCUGCAGGCUCCGGUAGCGGGAGGGGCCGUGUCAAUGGGGCGGCAGCAGGUGCAGCUGGCGCAGCCCAACUACAUGAGUCAUCUCGGUGGACGGAACCCCUACGGCAGUGGCGCAUACAGUUACAACAAUGCGGUAAACCCAUGCUCAGGUUCAGUUUUUUACCUUAGACCCACUGCCCCACAACAGGUUGGAAUGGUGCAAGUGCAACAAGGUGGGGUUGAGCCCAUGGUAUUCAACUCAGUGCCGGUGGUCCACGGGAAAGCUGCAGCCAAGCGGCUGAGGCUGUUUGGCGUAAACAUGGAGUGCCCAAUAUCGGAGUCGGAUGAAUGUGACAUAUUGUCCUCCACCUCCAUACCACAUGCGGCAGUGGCAUCUCAGCCUCCACACCUCUCUUCACCUUCUUCCCAUCAUCAUCCUCUCCAAUUAAGGCUCUAUAAUGGUACUCCACUGCCCACGCUGCCGACCAACUUGCUAAACAAAGGGAAGGAGUCAAUGUCCUUUGAUUUGGAUAUCUGAGAGCAGCAGAGAUAGAGGGAAUGCAAAGACUUGAGAAGAAGAAGGAGAAGGUGGUACGGUCACUAGGACAGCUAAUCGGUUAUGGUUGCCAUCAUGAAGGCCUCAGAAAGGGAACAAUGUGUCAGGUUCAGUGGCUGAAUAAAGAGGAUGGAGAUUAUGGAAUACCCGUGUUGGGAGUAGGUUGUUUUUCGUUGUACUACAGAAGUUAAUUUGGUUGAAGGUUUUUGGGUUCGUGGGGAUCGAAUUAGAGAUAGCUGCCCAUAUCAAACCCUCUUCUUUUAACUUGUGUAUAACACCAUAUAUAGAUAUUAAUAUAUAUCUGCAUAGAUCCAUCGUGCCCGUGAUUUCACGUUUUCCUUUUGUAGGGCCUCCAUGUAUCCAUACCUUGCUUAAUUUUCCACUGAGUUAGUUGGCGAAAUCUUUAUUCUCUCUAUUCUUUA